Naegleria gruberi is the source of this 1242-nucleotide messenger RNA. RefSeq lists its product as uncharacterized. Gene Ontology annotation, molecular function: peroxidase activity; heme binding. The record is from RefSeq and is a predicted model, not a curated record. Lineage: Eukaryota; Heterolobosea; Eutetramitea; Acrasida; Naegleriidae. Bases 76 to 1206 code for a protein of 376 amino acids. Gene Ontology annotation, cellular component: cytosol. The transcript has a single exon.
AUCAACACGACAUCUUUGUCAUCUUUGUAUUAAACCAAUCAUCUUUAAAAAUCAUUUAAAAAUACAACCACAACAAUGAGAUCAUCAAGAAAAUUACUCAAACUUGCUCCAUUAUUUGCUGUAGCUUCGUAUGGAGUUAUAUCAAUGAAGGAUACAGAUCUUGUCUCUAAAUUUUUUAAUUAUGAUCGUAAACAGUUCUAUCAUCAAUUCAUGCCAAAUCAUCACUUUCUAGUUCAGGCCGAGGAAGAAACUUUGAAACCACAAUCUGGUGUGGUGACUGGUAACUUCCCACAAAUGGCAAUUAUCAGCAUUAAAUUGAAAGAUUACAAGAAUUAUGAAAAGGUUUUGAAAGCAGUUUCUCUUGUUCCUUCAAUUGUUGAGGAAUUGACAGGAGAUAAACAAGUCGAUGCAGAAGAUGAAUUUGCAUUGCCACCUGUCAUGAUUAAUGUUGCACUGAGUACUAGAUUUUGGAACUUUUUAAAUUCAAAAGAUGGAGCUACCUUCAAAAAGCCAGAAGGUUACACUAAGGAUUAUGAAACUAAAACAGGAGAGUUUGGUUCAAUGCCAUAUAAGGAAACUGAAAUUGUCUUGCAUGUAAAGGCAGAGAAUACCUCAAUUUGUUAUCAAGCCAUUGAUCAAUUUUUGUCCAAUCUCCCAAAGGAUGCACUUGAAUCAGUGAAUGAACAUUACGGAUUCCAAUAUCAAGAUUCAAGAGAUUUGAGCAAAUUCAUUGAUGGUAUCAAUAAUCCAUCCGGAAAUGAUGAUCGUUCAGUAGCUGCUCUCAAUUCACAAAAGGGAAGUUUCCUCAUUCAUCAAAAGUGGGUCCAUCACCACCAUUUAGAUUCCAAAUUUUCAGUUAAGGAUCAGGAGGCAUUCGUUGGAAGGGAGAGAGUUUCUGGAGCCGAAUUACCAACUCUACCACCCUCUUCACACGUUGCCAGAAUGAGACGACCAAAUGGUGAUAUCAUUCCAAUUGUGAGACAGAGUUUCCCUUAUGGUACAGUGAGUGGAGAACAUGGAUUAUUGUUCAUUGCUUACAGUAAUAACAUUGAAAAGUAUGAAACUCUAUUGGAUGCCAUGGUUGGUAAAGUGCACGGCAAACAUAAUGAUGCCAUCAUGAAAUUCUCCAAUUGCCACUACUCUAAUUAUUAUUACGUUCCAUCCAUCAAUGAAUUGAAUUCUAUCAAGACAAAAUUUAAUAAAUAAUGAAUACUUAUAAUAAAGUGAAAUAAGUAGCUAUUC